AUUUACGUUAUCACGCAAUGACAUCCCAACGUAAUUUAGCAACAAAUCAACGUGCCUCAAGCAACUUAACCUGAACAUUUGUUGGCAACACUAGUCAGAAGACUAGUAGCGCAAAGUCCUACAACAAAUUGCAGGACAGUGUAAACAUGUAGCUAACAGGCGCAUAAUUAGCUUCUGAAAUUGCCGAUAUAGCAGCGAUAUGACUUUUCGAAUAGCAUAGGUUUUUGUUUUUCAGUAGCGCAAACCUGUUCGUAUGGCGUAUUCAUCUCAUUGCCUUCACUGUUCGUUUAUUUAAAUCGCUAUUUAUCAGGAUUAUCCCAAAACAGUUAGUUUUGAUUCUGUCCGGUAGUAACAAAUCGAGAUGGACUACUUGUUACAGGUGAAAAUAGGUGCCCUCGUGGGUUUGUUGCUCCUGACGCUAUUUUUCGGAUUUAUUCCUGCUCGGAUGAAGUGGUUCAGAGAAACCAGUGGGACAGAAACCCAUCGGGUGGUCCUGAGUUUCAUCAGCUGUUUUGCUGGAGGAGUCUUCCUGGCUGCCUGUCUCUUGGACAUCAUCCCAGACUACCUGUCAGACAUCAAUGCUGAGCUGGCUGCGCGGAGUGUGGACACCAGCUUCCCCCUCCCAGAGUUCAUCAUGGCUGCAGGCUUCUUCACUGUGCUCAUUGUGGAGAGGAUCGUUCUGAACUGCAGACAAGAUGCCAUGCAAGGGUCAGACCAGGAGGGAGCACCUCUGAUGCGGGCCAAAGGGCACAGCCAUGGGAAAGCUAUAUCCACCAACCUGGAGGGUAGUGCCCACCACGUCCACAUGGACCUCCAGGCCCACUCCUCCUUUCGCUCAUUCAUGCUCUUUUUCUCACUCUCCCUCCAUUCUGUGUUUGAGGGCCUGGCCAUCGGACUGCAGACCACAGACUCAAAGGUAUUAGAAAUCUGCAUUGCCAUUGUGGUCCACAAGAGCAUCAUCGUGUUCAGCCUAUCGGUGAAGCUGGUGCAAAGCGCAGUCCCGCCCAUGUGGGUUGCGGCCUACGUGGGCGUCUUCGCUAUGAUGUCUCCGCUGGGCAUCGCAGUGGGCAUCGGGGUUAUCGAGGCCCAGCUGGCGGCAGGCGUUCUGAUCCAGGCCAUCCUGGAGGGGCUGGCUGCCGGGACCUUUAUUUACAUCACCUUCAUGGAGAUCCUGCCUCACGAGCUGAACUCCCCGGAGAACCAGCUGCUCAAGGUGUUCUUCAUUCUGCUCGGCUUCAGCGUCAUGGCGGGCCUCACCUUCCUGGGUUGAGAGCAUGUCACCCACUGGGGCAACUGACCUAGCAGGAAUAUGGGGGUGGCUCAUAUGAUUCAUGGUACUUGAUGUUGUGUACUAUGGUCGCCAUGAGGGGAGGUGUCUCGGGGAGAUGGCCAACAUAAAAAAAAAAAAUCAUUUUUUUCCUGCAGGGUGUGUGCAGGGGAGAUUACUGUGCCCAUGUCUGGCUGUACCCGUGUGCCACUUUUAUUUGAGGGUCAUAGCUGUUCUUACUCAGUAUUUUUGUUUUUAAGGUUGUGAUACUCAUUGUUUUUUAUACAGCUUUUAGCAUAGAUUUUAAUUUCACAGCCAAGGAUGGUAAGACAGUCUUUCAUUUAAGAACUUUUAAUGAUUUCAAAUAGAUUAUAUUUAGUUAGGUUCUACGUCUUAAUUUGAUUUGUUUUAGCACUGGGAAAAUAAGUACACGGUGGCAAUAUUGGUUGUUUUUAUUCUGUGGCAUACAUACCAGUAGUUGUUAUUAUAUUCUUUAACAAUCGCUGUUUGUCAUCUUUUUCACAUAACUGAUGAUCACUGAAAAAAAGAGCUGUUCAAACGGACAUGAUUGCCUGGUCUCUUUAGCAAAUGACAGGUGUGGCAAGGAGUAGAAUGUUAGCUAAAAAGAUGGUCUGAGUACCUAACAUCUCUUAAUAGUCAAAUGAAUCUGUCGCAUCAAUGUCUCAUUAUGUAUACAAGUUAAAAUGUCAAUUGCAUCAUGUUUACACUAUUUGGAUGUGAGCAUUAUUUUGUAGCCUCCACAGUUAAAUCGAAGUAUUAAAUGUUUUAUCAAUGUUGUGGAACAAAUUGUUUUCACCUUGAACUAUACUAUGCCUUACAAAUGACUAAAGCUGUUUUUAUUGUCAGAGGAUGGGUGCAAUGAAAUGUGUUUUACAGGGUCAGCCAUAGUAGUACGGUGCCCCUGGAGCAAAUUAGGAUUAAGUGCCUUGCUCAAGGGCACAUCGGCAGAUGUUUCACCUUGUUGGCUAAUAUGCAAAGACAAAACAUUGUGACCAACAUUUUACAGUAUUUCUUUUUAAGACAUUGCAUAGAACCUCACAAUAUUGUCUGUGAAAUCAACAGAUGUGUUAAAUGUACCUAUAAUAUAUCAAUGAUGUCUACAAUGUAUUUUACAUGAGAUACUUGAGUGAUAGUUAGGGAGAGACACUUGUCCUUCAGUGUUAAAACACCAUCUUGGUAUGUGUCGUUUUUUACCUCAUCACUUUUUGCGUGGAGGCGUCAUUCCUUUCGUAAUCGGCAUGACUCAAUCGAGUGUAUUGUCAGUGCCACAUCACGAGUUUGAUACAGAGCAAUAAUCCGAUCACUUUUUAGAGACCAUAAUAUUUUAAAGAGAGAUUAUGAAGUUAUUUUAGAGAGGUUAAGAAGUUCAACUAAAGCAUGUGUGUUCCUCAUUGUGUUGAUAGUUCCCAUAUCCCAGCCAUGAGUCAUGUUUCUGUUGUGUUAACAAGGCUUCAAGUUUAUAACACUCACAAGUGACCCUCAGCUUCCUCGUACUCCUCUGACACUGUUGCAGUAAAAUAAUGAUUAAACAAGUUGACUAGGAUUUUGUUUAAAGUGUCUAUUGCGUAUGCUUUUGCUACAUGCACGCUCAUCAUGAUUACUAAGAGAAGCAUGGGGUUUUAUUUUUAGUAGGUGGGCAGGCUGGAGAAAUUGAGGUUCAGUGAUCGUCAGCCUGUGAUUUGUGCCCUGAAAUAACUGGAUGGUCUGACUGCGUUUACACAGGCAGCCCAAUUCUAAUAUUUUGCCCAAUUAUCGGCAAAAGAUCUGAAUUCGUCUGUAAACGCAGCCUAAGUGUCCCCAAACCUAUGUAGUUACGUCGGUAGGUAUAGUGUGGCACCUUAAUUGGGGAGAACGGGCUUGUGGUAAUGGCUGGAGCGAAGUUAGUGGAAUGGUAUCCAACACGUGGUUUUCAUGUAUAUGAUGCCAUUCCAUUUGCUCCAUUCCAGCAGCCUCGUGUGCAUUACAAUCGAAGCCGUUUGUGGGAUGAACAAUUUCAAACAAAGGUAACAUUUUGAUAAUAGUAAUAAAAUGGUCGUCUUGGGUAAUGAGGUUUAGAUUGCGUGCAUAUACAAUUUUAAAUAUGUAAUUAGACAUCACAAACUGGUGUAUGUUAAGCACUAUAUAUUUUUAACUAGGCAGUUGAUAAUAGGAUAUGUAGAAGGGUGAGCCGGGGAUCGAUUCAGACAAGGUGGUAAAAUUGUACGACAAGCGACAGUUUAUUCAGAGUGAAGAUAUCUGGUACAGCGUAAUUACGGCCCUUCCGUUAGCUCAACAGAACCAGCAGGAAAGAGAGCGAGUUAACCGCUACACACACAAUUUAUACAGAACAGAAAGUAGGUUGAUUCUAGAAGAUCGGUUCUUCGGAUUGGUUCAGGCUGGGGGUAGUCUUCUUGCAUUGGCUCAGCUGGGCCGUCCGUCACUCUAGAAUCCCGCCGUCACACAAUGUUCAGCUAACAAAGGAGAUUUGGUGUGUGCGCUGUGUGAAAGCUAUCCUGUAUGGGACCUAACAUGUUUCACUGUGAAAAUACGUUGUCUCAGUUAUAGCAAUGUAAUAGCAGUAAGCUGGUCAUUAGCAUAAGAAAUAGCACUUCCUAACACAGUCAAUAACAAAUUCUUAUUUACAGUGAUGGCCUCAGAACGGUGCCUUGUUCAGGGGCAGAACGACAGAUUUUUACCUUGUCAGCGCGGGGAAUCGAUCGAGCAACCCAACGCUCUAACCACUAUAGUUACAUUAGACCUGCCUGUCUGUGCCUGUUACUACAAUGUUUACUGAUUUGAUUUAUUCUGUAUAGUGUAAUUUCUAGUGGAUCAUUAGCCAUAAUUUCAACGAGUUGAUUAAAAGUCUAUGGUUUAUUACUGAGCCAUUUGUGCCACUAGGUGGGAGUAUUGGUUACAGAUUUCAUGUCCACACUGCAUCUCCAGCUGUUGGCUGUUUACUUGUACCGCAGAGAGCCUGGGCGUCACCAUGCCAAGCCUACUCAUCUCUAGACAUGCCAUGACCAUAACAUUGUCUAUUUGCUUUCUUCUUAACUGUCUUUGAACUCUUGGUGUCAACAUGGCAUCCGUGACAGUUCCCUGCUCCUUAAAACAAAGUUAAGUUUCCAAAUUC
Molecule: messenger RNA, 4397 nt
Organism: Oncorhynchus keta (chum salmon)
Lineage: Eukaryota; Metazoa; Chordata; Actinopteri; Salmoniformes; Salmonidae
Product: zinc transporter ZIP1-like
Exons: 4
Coding region: 362-1270 (302 amino acids)
Biological process (GO): zinc ion transmembrane transport
Cellular component (GO): plasma membrane
Molecular function (GO): zinc ion transmembrane transporter activity
Source: RefSeq, a predicted model, not a curated record